Messenger RNA from Pseudophryne corroboree (corroboree frog), 2339 nucleotides. RefSeq names its product primase and DNA directed polymerase (gene PRIMPOL). Lineage: Eukaryota; Metazoa; Chordata; Amphibia; Anura; Myobatrachidae. Gene Ontology annotation, biological process: response to UV; error-prone translesion synthesis; replication fork processing. The transcript is spliced from 13 exons. The coding region runs from base 106 to 1752 and encodes 548 amino acids. Gene Ontology annotation, molecular function: DNA-directed DNA polymerase activity; chromatin binding. Gene Ontology annotation, cellular component: nucleus; mitochondrial matrix. The record is from RefSeq and is a predicted model, not a curated record.
ACAUAUCGCCCAGCUCUGUGGACGCGGCUGGGGACAGGUACUUGCUGCGGCCCCGGUAACGGAGGAAGCGGAGUCUUAUUACUCGCUGUUCUAGCGCUAGGAAGCAUGAAGAGAAACUGGCUUGAGAAAUGUAAAAAAGUUGAGGAGCUGGCAUCUCAGUAUAAACGACAUCCACUUAGUUCAGCCUACCUACCCAAACUAUUCAGGGUAUGGCAGCCUUCUUCAGUCUGGAGGCUGUUUCCUCGCCAAGAUCCAGCUUUUCAGUUUGCCAAAACCUGUAAGGAGGACGUUCAUGUUUUUGCCUUGGAAACUGUUCUUGAUGAAAUGGAAAGACGACUUUAUCUUGUAACAACAUACACUGAGUUUUGGUAUUAUUACAUCAAACACCCUGAAUCUCUGGCUCACUGCUAUGAAGUGAUUCCUGCAGACACAGUUUGCAAACUGUACUUUGAUUUAGAGUUUUAUAAACCAGCAAAUCCAGGAGCAGAUGGCAGAGAAAUGGUUGCUUUUGUGAUUGAGUUUUUCAGUAGAAAGCUUGAGGAAUGUUUUGGUGUUAAGUCCUCUGCAGAGUGUGUCUUAAACCUGGAUUCCAGCACUGAAGAAAAGUUUAGUCGUCAUUUAAUAUUUGUAUUGGCCAAUGCAGCCUUUAAGGAUAACAUCCAUGUUGGCAAUUUCAUCAAGACUGCUUUAAAACCCCUUUUCCCUGUAAGUGAAUGUACGGUUCCUUCUAUUAAAGACAAUACAGCUGCGGAGUCUGCUUGUCCUGCGAUCCAGAACGUGUUUGAAAAGGACCGUGGUCUGUCUUCUCUACUCGUGCAUGAUAGAAAAGGGGGAAAACAACUUUUCAUCGAUCUCGGUGUUUACACGAAAAACAGAAAUUUCCGUUUAUAUAGAUCAUCAAAACUGGGUAAAAACGUUGUGUUUGAAUUAGCUGAAGAUAACAAGUUUUGUGGGAAGCCUCCGAAACAUGUCUCAGCAGAAGAGAACAUCUUCCUCUGCUCCCUAAUUAGCAAUGUGAGAUUUACAGAUUCGUUAAGGAUUUUAACAUGUGGAAGCCCAGAAAGUGGGAAGAAUGAGUCCGCACGCCUCAGCCCUGGAGGCACGAUUAUUUCAGGCAGCAUGAAGGGCUAUCGGGUCUCCCCUUACCCAGAAAUUGAUUAUUUCAUACUAUCAAUCCUGACCAGAGAAGGCUUCCGUGGAGGUAUUCGACAGUGGAACUAUUUUUUCGUUGAGGAAUUGCUGGUUUAUGACACCAUUGAUUACCGUUGGUGUGAAAACAUAGGCCGUGCUCACAAAAGUAAUAACGUCAUGUUACUGGUAGACUUGAAGAGAGAAGUUUGGUAUCAAAAAUGUUAUGACCCAGUUUGUAGAGCACAAGACUUUAAGUCGGACAGUUAUCCUUUACCUCCCGAAGUGUGUUUGCCUUUUAUUCUUAAAGAGGAAGAUGAAGAAUUCUUUCUUACAAUGGAUGAAAAUGGAAACAUUAGGGAAAGCAAGCCAAAUGUACUGCUUGCUGAGGGUCAGAGAACAGGAGGAUCUGUGGUGCCGUCAUUAGAGGAGAACCUUCAGACCUGUGAUAGAGACUGGGAAAAUGACAUUGAUGAUGCCUGUAUUGCGGAAGCUGCUGAAGAUGCAGAACUGGCAGAUGUGGCGGCUCACAGCCUUGUUGAUUGGAGUUUGCAGAGAUCGGACAUACCAGAUGAGCUUUUAUUAGAAGCCCUGAAUGAGCAGGAGACACCUGUAGAUACAUGAACAGCCAUAUAUACCUCGUCUUCUAAUUUACCGCAGCAUUAGAUUAUGAAUAACACCUGAGUAAAUACCUUCAGCGACCAGACUGCUUAAAUCAGCAAUUCUGUUUUAUCAGCUGUUCUUGAAAUAAUGUGUUCUCUGAACUAUAAUAGGUAACAAAGUAUAAAUAACAAUAUUAGUAUAUGAAAAGCUGUCCUGUAUCAGAAGCUGGAUGUGGAGAUACACAUUUUACUUGCAGUAUUUAAAAAAAAAACAAGAAGCUUUUUUGAAUGUUACAAAUACUGUGUAUACAGGAAUUUGUACACUCUCAUUUUAACCCCUCUUCAAAUAUAUCCUGCAUGGUUGAGCAGUAAUGUAGCAAUAUUUCCCCACAUUAUGCAUUUCUUCUAGAGCUUAUGUACAAGUGUUUCCAUAGCAAACGGGAAUCUCUGCUUCAGUUCAAGCUCCUUUUAACUGAUUAGUGAUCAAAAUGUAUCUCUGCUGAGAAAUCAACCGUCAAUUUGUGCCAGAUUUACAUUUAUUAAUGAGAAGUUUUAUGUUAUUUGUAUGAAUGUUUUAAAAAAUAUAUAUAAAAAAAACUAUUAUCCUUC